AUGGCGGACGCAUUGAAAGAAGCCUUCUUUACAAUUGACAAGGAUCGCACGGACAAGAUCACGAUGGAUGCCCUCGAGCAGUACCGUCGUGAUAAUAACCUUGACGACUUCUUCAUAGAUCGUUGGAAGAAACUUUUCGACCCCGAGAAUACUGGUGUCAUAACUUUGCAAACCUUCUGCGAUGUGCUGGGUUUGGAACUCGCUGAAGUCCAGGAGGAGCGUGUUAAAUUCGUGUCCACCGUUGCGCCUUCUGUGCUUCCAACGCUCCCAUCGGAAAUUCUUCAAAUCGCAGAGGAUAUGGACCUUCAGCGACGACUUGAGAUAUUUGAGCUCGUGAAAGAGGCGGAGGAGAAGAACGGAGACAAUGAGAGGGUAUGCUUUGCCUUCUCUGGGCCCCUCAACUUUGCCGUUUACCUAAAUAUUCUUUUAAAGAUGGCAGUUUUACUCUUACGGUAUGAUUUAAAUGUCAAUGCCACUAAAACCUGA
This is a messenger RNA of Dibothriocephalus latus, 486 nucleotides long. Lineage: Eukaryota; Metazoa; Platyhelminthes; Cestoda; Diphyllobothriidea; Diphyllobothriidae. The record is from the annotation of a GenBank genome assembly.